This is a messenger RNA of Chelonus insularis, 2069 nucleotides long. It is a transcript of the gene prtp, whose product is annotated as pretaporter. The transcript has 5 exons. Gene Ontology annotation, cellular component: endoplasmic reticulum. Lineage: Eukaryota; Metazoa; Arthropoda; Insecta; Hymenoptera; Braconidae. The record is from RefSeq and is a predicted model, not a curated record. Gene Ontology annotation, molecular function: protein disulfide isomerase activity. Bases 233 to 1393 code for a protein of 386 amino acids. Gene Ontology annotation, biological process: protein folding.
UCUGGGGAAGAGUAGAUGGCGAGACCUGUCAGCGAUCCAAGAGGGCGGACACAGACUCUCUAACCAAGAUAAUAGUUGACAGAAGCUAUCAAGACUGCGACAAUUAAAUAUUAAAUUCUUUCUAAAUUUUUUUUACUUUCAUUGUAUUUAGUGAAUUCUCUAUUAUUCUAACAUUUAAAUUUAAAAAAGAUUGUGGCGUUUUGUUUUAAAUUACAAAUAUCAACGAUUAGCCAUGGGACCAAUGAUAUUUAUCUUUGCUGUAUUAGCACUCCAAAGUGCAACAGCUCAUGAUGAAAGUAUUCAUACAAUUCAAUAUAAUGAAGAGAGUUUUCUAACUGAAGUUCCAAAGAAAAAUCAUUUUAUCAUGUUCUAUGCUCCAUGGUGUGACCAUUGUCAGCAACUUAUGCCAACUUGGGAUAUUUUAGCAGAAACGUUAAAUGGAAAAGAUGAUCGUGUUUACAUUGCCAAAGUCGAUUGCACUACAGAUAGUUCUAUUUGUACUGAACAUGAUGUCACUGGUUAUCCAACGCUCAAAUUCUUUAGAAUGGGAGAAAGUGAAGGAGUUAAAUUCAGAGGAACAAGAGAUUUACCUUCAUUGAAAAAUUUCAUAAAUGAACAGUUAGGAAGUGUACCAGAGGAAAAUGAAAUAAACAUAGCAGUUCCAGAGGCUGUCAAUGGAUUAACUGAGUUAACAGAAUCUACGUUUAAAAAUCAUGUAGCCACCGGGUUUCAUUUUGUUAAAUUUUACGCUCCAUGGUGUGGACAUUGUCAAAAAUUGGCUCCAACAUGGGAGGAACUUGCUAAAAGUUAUAGUUAUGAUACAACAGUAAAAAUUUCCAAAAUCGAUUGUACUCAAUAUCGAUCUAUCUGUGAUCAUUAUGAAAUUAAAGGAUAUCCUACUCUUUUAUGGAUUGAGAAUGGUAAAAAAGUUGAUAAAUACUCAGGAUCUAGAUCCCAUGAAGAUUUGAAAAAAUACAUUGCACAAAUGCUCCGUAAAAAUAGUGAUAAGAAUGAUGAUGAUGGUGAUGAUACAAUGAAUGAUAAUAUUCAAGCAGUUUUGAAUUUAACUGGAGAAUCAUUUGAACAUGGAAUAGAAAAAGGAGUUACAUUUAUUAAAUUCUUUGCUCCGUGGUGUGGUCAUUGUAAACGUUUGGCACCUACAUGGGAAGAGCUUGGCAAAAAAUUUAUUGACAAUCCAGAUGUUCAUAUCGUUAAAGUUGAUUGUACGUUAUCAUCAAAUAAGCAGUUAUGUGAUGAGCAAGAGGUUGACGGUUUCCCAACACUUUUCUUAUACAGAAAUGGUAAGAAAAUUGCCGAGUACAAUGGGUCACGUUCUCUUGAAAAUCUCCAUGAGUUUGUCACAAAACACUUUGGAUCUCAUGAUGAGCUUUAAUUUUAUUUUCAUGUUCUGUCAAUUUGUUCUUAAAAAAGACGAAAUUUAUAUUACAUAAUCUAGCUAGUAAGAUUAAUAAUCCUAUAUAAUUUUUAUAAAAAAAUCAAUUUGAAAAUUAAAAAUGAUUCUUAGCCAGUUUUUGUUAUCAAUACGAAUAGAUAAAAACUUUUUUUUUCAUCUUUUAUACAAUAUUCUUGUGAUGAGUCAUUAUUAUCUCAGUGAUAUGUUUAAUUUAAACUAUAAUGAAAUAUAAUACAAAAACUGGUGUAACCAUUCUGGACAUGAUCAAAUGAAUUUCAUGACAUUAUAGAUUAUGAUUAUUUAAAAAAUUUAUUAUUUUUACAAUUAAUAUAGUAUUGACAUUGAAUAAUAAUUGAUAACUAUAUUGUGAAGGAAUUGUGCUUCCUGAUUUUAUUCAUAGUACAUCUGAAUAGUUUGAUAAAUCUAAAUAUUUAUGAAUCAAUAUCGAAAAACAAUCAUUCCGUUUGCUUUGCAAAAUUAAAUAAUAUUUUUUUGUUUGAAAAGUAUUCAAUCAUAUAGCAUGUUCUUCCAAAUUAGAUAUGUAAUUUUAGUUUGAAGAGGUAUUUCCAUGAAAAAAUUUCCAUUUAUACUUAAAAAAUGACAUAUUGCUCUCUUGAUUUAAUAAACUAAAGUAAGCGACCAGUUUUUGUAAUCA